This is a messenger RNA of Saccostrea echinata, 1081 nucleotides long. Its product is annotated as prostacyclin receptor-like. Gene Ontology annotation, cellular component: plasma membrane. Bases 36 to 764 code for a protein of 242 amino acids. The record is from RefSeq and is a predicted model, not a curated record. Lineage: Eukaryota; Metazoa; Mollusca; Bivalvia; Ostreida; Ostreidae. The transcript has 3 exons. Gene Ontology annotation, biological process: positive regulation of cytosolic calcium ion concentration; inflammatory response; adenylate cyclase-activating G protein-coupled receptor signaling pathway. Gene Ontology annotation, molecular function: G protein-coupled receptor activity.
AAGCCAAAGAUAAAGCGAUCGAACUGAAAUCAGCUAUGAUGGACAAAAAUCUUACAAUAUCUACACCGGGACCGGAAUGGCCAUCCGCGGCUCCGGCAGCACUUUUACUAGUUUUUGGAGUAACGGGAAAUGUAUUGGCCUUGAUUAUUAUCUGUUGUUCUUCUAAAAAUCACAAAUGGCGAUCCUUCUAUCGCUUCGUUUGUGGACUUGCCAUCACAGAUGGGGGUUCUUGGUGUUUUCUGGACUUUGUAGAAGAUGCCUCAUCAAAUAGGAUCCUCGCCUUGUUUUACUCGCUGACAGGCAUUAUGAUUCUUGCUACUACAAUUGUACUAAACACAACUGUUAUUAUAAAAGUCUGUUAUGACAGUCGCCAGAAGAAGAAUAUGUGCAUAACAAAGAAGAACAACACAUAUAUCAUGGUCUUUCUCUUCUUAAUUGUGAUCCUCUUUACUUCAUGUAUAUCACCACUUUUAAUAAACAUCUUCGGUCAUGCAAUUGGAGCAAUUUCCGGAAAUGGAUGGUUUGAACUCAAUGCUUUACGUCUUUCCAUCUCGAACUCAAUCAUUGAUCCUUGGAUUUAUAUUGUAUUUCGAAAAGAAACAUUUGAUUUUUUUAAGCGAAUGGCUUUAACAUUGGGACUUAUUUCUGAAUCAAGCUUAACCAGUGGUACUCCAUCCUCCAACAAAGAGAAUCCCAGCAGCGAUCAACUUGUUUCAAAGUCGUCAACGGACUUGGCUAAUCCUCAUAACCAAAAAUCUUACUAAAGAACUAAAGAGCAUACAUUUCCUACGCUGUGUAGAAACAAAUGAAAUCAAAAAGGACGGAAUAGACAGUCCCUUUCGGUUCUGUUUUUAUUACAGUGUUGGUCUAUAAACCAAGGCAGUAAAAGUUAAGGACAAAUAAGUAGUCAUUGUCCACUGUUGAUAUUUGUGAAGAACCGAAGGGGUGUAAAAAUAUGAUAAAAAUCUUAACCUUACAUGUUUGAAUGAUACACCAUAACUGUCUUAUUUUAUCAUAAUAAACUUAUUAUUCAUUUUUAUAAUGUAUAGGUAUUGUAAUCUGUGUUACUAGUACACUUUAU